AGGCACGCAUAAAUAAGAGCCGCAGUGGCGUGACACGGCGCGGACACCAAUCAUGUUGGCGGCGGCGCUCCUGCUGGCCCUGGCGAUGAGCGGCGGGCAGGCGUGCAAAUACCGAGAUCACAAUGUGAUACCAGAUGUGAUCGACAACGCGCCCACCAAGGCGCUGAACAUCAGCUUCCCGAGCGGGGCGGGAGCGUCUUAUGGGAACGAGCUGACACCGACGCAGGUCAAGGACAUGCCGAAGGUCUACACCGAUCUGGAUGACAAGGACGGGUACUACACUCUGGCAUUCGUAGACCCGGAUGUGCCCAGCCGGAAGAACCCGGAGCAAGGCCAAUGGCUCCACUGGUUGGUGGUGAACAUUCCUGGUAGCAGCUUCCAAGACGGGGACGUAUCGGCCGGCCACACCAUGGCGGAAUACAUAAGCUCUGCACCUCCCGAAGGCUCCGGCCUUCACCGCUACGUUUUCCUCUUGUACAAGCAAGUCGGGCCCAUCGAGCCCAAAGAGAACGUUGUUACCGCCACAACUGCCAGAGGACGUCCCAAAUUUGACAUCAGGACCUACGCCAGGGAGUACAACCUGGGUGACCCACUCAGCGGGAACUUCUACCAGGCUCAGUACGACGAUUACGUGCCCGUGGUCCACGCCACACUCAAAGACUGACACCUUUCGAGGGGCCAUGUUGGCAGGGCAGCACACAUUCUGUUAAUGUCAUCUGUGCACGAAUAAACACAUCGGCAUGUAUUUGUGUGAAACCAAUAUUUUCCCCAGAUUUAUAAACUAAAUACAAUAUUUCACACUGCAA
Molecule: messenger RNA, 806 nt
Organism: Bacillus rossius redtenbacheri
Lineage: Eukaryota; Metazoa; Arthropoda; Insecta; Phasmatodea; Bacillidae
Product: protein D2-like
Exons: 3
Coding region: 53-664 (203 amino acids)
Source: RefSeq, a predicted model, not a curated record